Messenger RNA from Asterias rubens (European starfish), 4850 nucleotides. Its product is annotated as synaptotagmin-7-like. The transcript has 12 exons. The record is from RefSeq and is a predicted model, not a curated record. The coding region runs from base 611 to 2119 and encodes 502 amino acids. NCBI's taxonomy places the organism in Eukaryota, Metazoa, Echinodermata, Asteroidea, Forcipulatida, Asteriidae. Gene Ontology annotation, cellular component: axon; synapse; membrane. Gene Ontology annotation, biological process: regulation of calcium ion-dependent exocytosis; vesicle fusion; regulation of dopamine secretion. Gene Ontology annotation, molecular function: calcium ion binding; SNARE binding; calcium-dependent phospholipid binding.
CUCAUAUAUCAGCAGAGUCGAGUCCUUUUCAUUAUAGCUCCCCAUGGUCAAAGUCGGCAAUGAAAGUUGCAUAACCCACACCAAAGACUUUGAAUGAAGCAAUCCUCAACGCUCUGUUCAAUGGUCACAGUUGGGCGCACUCACUCAUCAUUUCCCACCAGGGAGUUCUGCAUGAGUAACUACUUAAUGUAAAGGCAGUGAGGACUAGAAUUCCUAAACUAAUAAACCCUGCAGGCAUGCACAGAAAAAUUGUGUGGGUAUUUAUAAAUUCUCUUGUGUUCCUGAUCUGGAGAAUUUAGAUACAGUACUGUCUUUUAUGCUUUUCGUUGUAAGGGCUUAACUUUUACGGUAUCAACACCGCCAGUAUUUUUGUUCUCUACCAUGAGUUGAUUUGCUACCCAGUGGGCAAUGAUUGUCACAUACGCUCAGUGAGUUUACCAACUGCAGUACGGUGCUUCGAUUUCCUACACCAGGGAUUUUUUCAACACCACAGGAGUGAAAGAGAACGGAAUUGAAUUCUGUUGUUUUUACCACAUGCUGUUUUGUGUAGAGGAAGGGGGUGGAUUUUAUAUCAUGGAGGUUUGAUUGACGCGGUUAGAACAGCGACAAGAUGCAAGAACUACCAGCAGAAAAUGAAGUGUUGCACCAGGUCAUCCUGGCCAUGGUGUCUGCAGCCUUCCUAAUGGUGGCUGCAAUGACGGUCUUCUUAUGUGGCUUCUGCAACCUCUUCAAGAAGUCUAGUGACUUGGAACAGAAGCAACCCAUCCUUGGAAUGGAUGAGAAUGGACAGGGCUUUAAGAAACAGGGUACAAUGAGCGGUAGUUACAACUCCAAUGCAAGGAAAUCGUCACCUGUUAUAAAUACCGGUCACAUGCACCAAGACACACCCCAGAGGAGGGAGCCACAAAGAGCGAAGUCUCUUAGGUCAUUCACCAAAAGAUAUUUAAUCUCACCCGACGGGAGUCCAUCACUGGUGCCGGGUCAAACCAACAUUCAACGUGUCCAGCCCCCAAUGCGGCGGUCACAGUCGACGCCUCUGACGAUGCCAGCGUCACUUUCAACAGUAUUUGAGCAACCAGAUCGUCAGAUGGUUGUUGGUCAAGUGCAACCAGACGCUAAGAAGCUUGGUAAACAAACCUCAGUAACAUCUGCAAAUUCUGCAUUCUCUUUUGCAUCAGGAGCUUUCGGUCUCAGCGAUCGAUUUUCUCGAAGACUAAGCAAAUCCCCAGAGCUGGGUACAGAAUUAGUUGACAGAAGGCAAUCCUUGCCACCUGAACCGAGUGCAGAGAUGGAAGAAGAGGAGUAUGUCGGCAAACUCCAGUUCAGCAUCAAGUACGAGUUCACAGAUGAAACGCUUAUUGUCAAAAUAUUUAAGGCAAUUGAGCUACUCGCCAAAGAUUUUAGUGGUACAAGUGAUCCGUUUGUUAAGGUUCUGCUGCUACCCAACAAGAAACAUAAAAUGGAAACCAAAGUGAAACGUAAGAAGCUGAACCCCGUCUGGAAUGAGACAUUUCUCUUUGAAGGAUUUCCAUAUAAUAAGCUUCAAGAAAGAAUUCUACACUUGGAGGUUCUUGACUACGAUCGCUUCAGUAGAAAUGAUCCCAUCGGUGAACUCAACAUUCCGCUGUCUGAGAUUGAUCUAACACAAGAGCAACAGUUCUUCAAGGCACUGUCACCAAGCACCAAAUCAGCAGGGAAGCUAGGUAAGAUUUUAGUGUCGUUGUGUUUUGCUCCAACUGCUGGUAGAAUCACCAUAGUUGUCAUGAAGUGUGACACCCUAGCUGCUAAGGAUAUCACAGGAAAAUCUGAUCCUUAUGUCAAGAUCUGGCACGUCUUCCAAGAAAAGAAAAUUGAGAAGAGGAAGACGAUAGUAAAAUACAACACCCUGAACCCGGUCUACAAUGUGUCCUUCCUCUUCCACGUCAGUCUCGCUAAGAUUCGUGAUACCAGCUUCAUCAUCUCGGUCAUCGACCACGACCGACUCUCCAAAAACGACACCAUCGGCGGGAUUAUACUCGGACCCAAGGCGAGUCCCUCGGAGGCUAAUCAUUGGAAUGAAAUGAUGAACAAACCAAGAGUUCCAGUUGCCCAGUGGCACGUUCUGAAAGACAUGGGGUGAGCUCCGUUCGACGGUUCACAGGUUGUAAAAAGUCACUAUGAAAUAACCCACAGGGUACUGCACUAAUGCCAUUUACAGAAUUAUAUGUACAUAUUAUGUCGGUUGUUGGGAAUGACUGGUAAGAUAGACCCCACGAGUGGUUGUUUAGGACGUACAAAGGGUAUGCGUACAGAAACACUGUGCUGAUUAGAACCACAAGAGCUUAAUUCCGUUGUUCUUAAUCCCUAGGCCAUGACGUUCCUCAACAUGAGCUAUGACUCGAUAUAAGCGCAGAGUCUGUUACUCUCACAGAUUAGUAAACUUGACAGCAUACACUAAACACGAGCCUGCCUUAAACGCACUUCACUGGUGUUGCACUCGGUACAUACAUGUAGCACUGUAAAAAGCUCAACACUAGUUAUUGUGAGUACACAACGGUCUUGAAAUCAGUUGGCCAGGUUGGUUUAUGUGUCGUUGCACCCCUCAUACAUGCAUCUUGAUAUUGAAACAAAAGAGUCUACCUAGAAAUUAAGAUUUCUAGUGCUUUUAAUUUUUCUAGUGGCCACAAAAAAAGGAAACCGUUUGGGCCCAAUUUUAUUGCUGUGCGUACUGUUAGCAAAGAAUCAGCGCUUAUAGAAGCAGGGAAUUCCACACUUACAUCAAGCGUAUUACACAGGUCAGCAGGGAAUUUUGCUUGUGCGUGUGGGUACUCAAAGCUACUAUGCCUACUUUGCUUACACAGCUAGCUAGCUCUGCAAUCUAUCCACAUAAACAGAUCUUGUUGUAUGAACACAUUUUGGAUGUAAAGUAGUUGUAAAAAAAACCUAAAAAAAACAAAAGUAUAAUUAUUGUAUUUUAUUUAAUUAUCUUUGUAGAUUUAUAUUUUGGUUGAGUUAUAUUUAUUGUAUUUGAAUACAUUGAGCUUCCAUUCUGAGUUUGAUUUCCAGAUUCAGUUGUAAAAUUUAUUUCUCUGAUUUGUUUUAUUCUAAUUUUGUUCAGUGCACAAAGGUCUGUGUAGCAAGUUGUGUAGUAAUUAUAGCCAGUGGCUAGAGGCAAAAGUCGUGGGUUCGAAUCCCACCCGAGUAAUAUGCCUGUAAUUUUUUUCACAGAACUCGGGUAAGUACCGAGUAUACAGUGCUAACAGACAUCGGUGUAUAAUGGGCAAAAAACAAACGGAACAUAAUAGUAUUUGAAUUGUAAUUAAUAAACAUUAUUUGUAUUAUUCUAGUUGGCAUACAAAAUAAAAUAACAAUGUAUAGCUAUGCUUAAAGGGGCUAUGUCAUCACGAUCACAGCAAGUCUACAAUGACAGCCACUUUAAAGAUUCUGAUGUGACGGUCAGCACGCACUAACUGGUUGAGAGUUAAAUGUUUCCAUGUGCAGGCACAAGCAGACAGUGAUCACGACGACACAGCCCCUGUAAAGGGUGAUGAUGUCAUGAUCAGUAAUUAUGAACUCUGACCCAGUAAAACUCAUCUGGGGACUUUCUCAAACCUAGGCUUGGGCGCUGCUCCGGCUCCAUGAGCUGUCUGAUGUUCAAACCAUGUAAGUGUGCAUAAUACACGUCGCUCUUAAAAUAUACAUUUCCACUGUGUAGCACAGCGUGCAGAGCCGAAGACGAAGCCCAGGUUUGAGAAAUAUUGCGGGUAUGAGUGACCAGCAAGAUCUAAUUGUUAAAGUUAUGACAGGCAUUGGUUUGAUUUACUUGCUGUUUAUUUCAACACAACAAGGGUUUAUUUGUAAGUGCCAUGAUUCCUUAAAUCUUUACAAGAGACAGCACAAUGUACUCAACUGUUUUGGGAGAAUCUUGGGUUCUCAUGAACUCUGCUUUGAAGUAAACCAUAUUGAAUAUGACGUCAUCGUUCAAAUAUCUGCCCUACAAGAUGGCGUAUGCGAGCGUUUGCGUGUGCGUGCUUGUGCCGUAGAAAUCAAACCAGGAGUGCUGCGUGUUUCUUUGAUGUACGCAUACGGUUUGACCUACAAGAUGGCGCCUUUCAUAGCAUCAAAGGGGUUAUUCAAUACGGUCUAUAGGCAAGAUGUAACUAUUCACCUGAUAUCAUCACCACAAUAAUAUUUUGAUUUUGGAAAUCAGUUUCCCUGUGUAGUACAAAUAAGUAGUGUGCAUUUUAGGUGGAGUGCGCGCGUUUACAAGUGCACUGUAUUUUAGGUGGAGUGCGCGCGUUUACAAGUGCACUGUAUCUUUUUCACAUGCAGUUUGAUUUCUGAAAUGACAGACUGAGUAGAUCGUGGCCGUUUGUGAAGACAACGAUAAGGAUUAACUAAGUUUGAUUGGCAGUACUCUUUCCUCUUCACCCUGCGUUAUGUGUCUAAAUACAGUAUCUACAUGUGCUCUUAAAACCUUUACUGUAUCAAAGUGUAUUUAAUCUACAUAUUUUUGUAUAUUUGAUAUAGACACUAGUAUUUUGGGGAAGAAGAGUUCCUCUGGAUGAAAGUGGACUAACCAGGUAAACUCAUUGGUCUCGGUGAGUUUUCUAUUUGGCAAAUGAAUUUGCUUUUCAAAGCCUAAGUGUAUUUCACAGGUUAGCUAAGUAGGCAGCCAGGAUUUGCAUUGACUGUGGAUAUUUUUCCCAGAACUCAGGAAAACAUUGAGAAUACAGUGCUUUUUACCCGUGGGUGUAAGGAUAGAAACAAAUACGCCAAAUAAUUGCCUACAGUAAGCACCUGGGCCCAAUUUCAUAGAGCUGCUUAAGCAGAAAAUAUUGCUUAACAGUUUUCUGCUUAGCAGAAACAAG